Molecule: messenger RNA, 2179 nt
Organism: Sclerotinia trifoliorum
Lineage: Eukaryota; Fungi; Ascomycota; Leotiomycetes; Helotiales; Sclerotiniaceae
Source: the annotation of a GenBank genome assembly
CUGUCCAAUCCCAACCCUGUAUUCAUCCUGCACAUACCACGCACGAGCCACAUGUCUCAGAAUCAGACCCACAAACAGACCAUUCAGGAACCACGCGGCUGAGCCAACUCUUCAAUCUCCAUAUCACAUAGCAAUAUCGAUAUCACCAUCAACAAAGUACAAAAUAGCCAGCAUUCAUUUAAGCAAAUGGGCUACGAUAUGUGAACUCAAAGUUCACAUUGCUCACACUGGCAUCUUCAAUAGAUAUCCCACUCGAAACAAUGGCGUCGUCUACAGCCGAAGAACCUCUCUUGUCGAAUCAGCCUGGCGCGGAAGAGGAGGAUGAAGAGAAUCAAGUAAAUGGAGAUAUCUCAUUGCUUCUCGAGAAGAAUUUAAGUAAACCAGGCUUAUUCGUUUGGUUACUUACUUUUUCGGCUGGGAUUAGCGGAUUGUUAUUUGGAUGUAUGGGUUUCUCCAUCUUACACUCUACUCCGAUCUCCAUUUGCGAGCAUCAUAGAUCAUAACUAACAACAUACAAACCAGACGACACAGGCGUCAUAUCCUCCACGCUGAUAAGUCUUCAUACCUCUCUAGGCCGCCCCCUAACAACACUCGAUAAAUCUCUAAUCACAUCCUGCACCUCUCUCUUCGCACUUCUCAUCUCUCCUCUUUCGGGCGUGCUGGCUUCCUCCUUUGGUCGCAAACGAGUCGUUCUCCUCGCAGAUUUAGCCUUUGUUCUCGGCGCGCUUAUCCAAGCAUUUACAACCACAGUAUGGGGUAUGAUCCUCGGAAGAAGUAUUGUGGGACUCGCAGUGGGGGCAGGUAGUUUCGUGGCUCCGUUGUAUAUAAGUGAAUUGGCGCCGAGUAUGUGGAGAGGUAGAUUAGUGGUGUUGAAUGUGUUGUUUAUUACAUUGGGUCAGGUCGUGGCCUAUAUUGUUGGCUGGGCGUUUGUGGAAUGGGGGACUCUAGAGACGGGGUGGAGGUGGAUGGUUGGGUUGGGAGCGCUGCCGGCUCUGGUGCAAAUUUUGGUUAUGUUGGUUAUGCCUGAGACGCCGAGGUGGUUGGUACAGGUUGGGAGGGUGGAUGAGGGGAGAAGUGUUUUGAAUAAGGUUUUUGGGACCGGGUUGGAGAUGCAGAAAGUGGUAGAUGCGGUUUUGAAGGGGAUUGUGAGAGAAGUGAGAGAGGAGGAUGAGGCGAAAAGGUUAAGAGGCAUGGCGAGGAAGAAUAAGGGAUCGGAAGAUUCCUGGAUAAGCGACGCGAAAGAUAGCUGGGAGGAAUUAAUAGGAGUUGGAGGAAAUAGGAGAGCUUUAAUAAUUGCUUGUUUGUUACAAGGUCUGCAACAACUAUGCGGCUUCGUAAGUAUCUUUUCCAGUUCAAUAGAAAAAUUCAACUAAUAAAAGUCUCACAGAACUCCCUAAUGUAUUUCAGCGCCACAAUCUUCACCAUCCUCGGAUUUUCCUCCCCAACCCUCACAUCCCUCUCCGUUGCCCUCACAAACUUCGUCCUAACCUGCGCUGCUCUCUUACUCAUCGACCGUAUCGGCCGUCGUCGCAUCCUCCUAAUCUCAAUCCCCAUAAUGAUCCUUGGACUCCUCCUCUGCUCCAUCGGUUUCCACUUCAUGGAUCUACCCUCCACCUUCUCCACCAGCACCACCUAUCCCCUCCACGAAACCUCCUCAAACCCCGCAUCCUCCCUCCUCCUAAUCCUCCUCUCCAUAACCAUCUACACCGCCUCCUUUGCCCUCGGCCUCGGAAACGUCCCCUGGAUGCAAUCCGAGCUCUUCCCUUUGUCCGUCCGCUCCCUCGGCUCCUCCCUCUCCACUUGUACAAAUUGGUCUGCGAAUUUCAUCAUCGGACUUACUUUUCUUCCCAUGAUGGAAUUUUUGUCCCCGCAAUGGACGUUUGUGGUUUAUGCGGCUGUAUGUGCGGCUGGUUGGGUGGCGAUUUGGAAUGUGUAUCCUGAGACGAGGGGGUUGGGGUUGGAGGAGGUGGGGGUGUUGUUGAGGGAUGGGUGGGGGUUAGGAGAGGGACAGAGACGGAGACGGGGAUGAGGUAGGGAGGAGGGAGUGGGGAGGAGAGAGCGAAUUGGAAUGAAUGGAUGGACAAGUUUAGAUGGAGAUUUGUAAAUAAUGGGUUUGGUGUUUUGGCGUUUCAUAAGCAUGAUGUAUCUUAGAUAUUUAUUACAGACCACGGGAUAUAGA